UUAAAUAGUGUAUUUCACGAGUUCAGGCGGGCUAUUUGGAGAACAGCACGCAUGCAGGGGUCCUUAGCCUAGCAACAAGUGGUGCGUUCCUAGCAACGGGCUGAGAACGGACAACAAAGCAGACAGCAGGCCGGGAAGUGGCCUCGUGUGAAGAGCCGAGCAGUCCCACCCGGGAGGAUCCACGGAAAAAGUCUUCUGCUACCCACAUGCUCCCAGUACAUCACAGGAUGGAUUUGCGUGUAAUAACUAAACUGAACCUGGUCUUUAAAUGGAAGGAUCCCAGUUCCUGUGCUGUCCAGCAGAUGUCGGACGCGAGUCACUGAGAAAUUGAUCUGACCUUGACAUGUAAGCUGUAUCAGAGAAGCCUCGUAUUCCUUCAAACGAUUUCAGCUGCAGUAACAUAUGGACUUGUGUCAUGUGCAUCUACAGCUCUGCAAUACUGCUGCAGCCCACUCGUGUCCAUUCAAGAUGCAGGCAAUUGAAGCAUCCUUCAGUAAAGGGCCUCGCAGGUAUUUUUGUGAGAUGAAAAGUACUAUUAUUAAGUGCACCUCUGCAAUGUGGACAAAGGUGGGGACGAUGCGGUGUCAGGCGAGGUCUGAACGCACACAGAGCCCUCGAAGUAAGUGGGACCUCUGAUAAUCCCUCGCGCUGCUUUGGGACAUGAUGACAGCCGUUUGCUGUUUGCUGAGUUUUAAGUGGCUGCAGACAAAGUCGUGAGCUGAGACGCGCAUCCAAUGAGCCGCUCCAAAGACUGCCCCCCUCCAAAAGAGAGAUAGAGUUUCCAUAUUUUUUUUUUUUACACAUGACGAAAAUGCAUAAAGUCCGCAGAAGGCAGCAGUCGACUCAGCCUACACAGGUGGAGAAUGGGUCACGACUAGGAGGAGUUUGCACAGAGUGGACUUGUACGACCUGCAUUGUUUUAGAGGGCUGCGCAUUGAAUUAUGCUCUUCAUCGUGAUCUGACGCUUGCAGGUUCAAUAUCUUUUUAUUUUCUCUGAUGCCACAAACAUCGUCAUGUUUAUCAGAGCGACCUUUCUCCUCUGCUUUAUGGUUUCACUGUCAAAGCUCAUCAGUUGCAUGGAAACGGAACUUUGCUUCCCCAUUCGAUUGGAUAACCACAAACACAACAGGGGAGAUUUUGACAACGACGUGGAAAUCCUAAAUGGGAAAUGUGUCUUUAAAAUACGAGCCUUCCAGCAGGAAUUUGUGAUCGAAUUGCACCAGGACUCGAAUUUCAUUGCGCCUUCCAUUUCCAACCAAGACGAGUUCUGGCUCUCCAACACCGAUGUCACCAGUGACCUGAGAUGGUGUUUUUACUCCGGGUACGUGCACGCUGACCCGCAUUCCUACGCGGCUCUGAGCCUCUGUAAGGGUUUACACGGUGCAUUUGGCUUUCAAGGCUGGGAAUAUUUCAUCGCCCCGGUGCAAAAUGACACCACGACCGCGGAAGGUGCGCACAUCAUCCGGCGCAGAACCAGCAACAACCUGAAGCUCAAUUCAACCUCUAGGUGCGCCGUGGACACCGGCAUAAGUCUCCAGGUCGCGCGAUCGUUGGAGAAAUACAAGCGAUUACAAGAUCACGACAAUGUGACCGAAACGUUGCUGAAGAAGAUGGGGAGAACGAAAAGGUUCGCUUCAAUCCCCCGGUACGUGGAGGCGCUGGUGGUGGCGGACGAGUCCAUGGUGCAGUUCCACGGAGAGGACUUAAACCACUACCUCCUGACACUGAUGUCAGUGGCGGCGAAACUCUACAAACACCCCAGCAUCCUCAACUCCAUCAACAUUGUGGUGGUGAAGAUCGUGGUUAUAUCCGAGGAGGACAAAGGACCCAAAGUGUCCGGAAACGCAGCCAUGACCCUGCGAAACUUUUGCACCUGGCAAAAAAAGAUGAACCAUAACAACGACAAGCAGCGUGACUACUGGGACACGGCAAUCCUCUUCACCAGACAGGACCUGUGUGGAGCUUCCACCUGUGACACUCUUGGCAUGGCAGAUGUUGGCACCAUGUGCGACCCGAAGAGGAGCUGCUCCGUGAUCGAAGACGACGGCCUGCCCUCAGCCUUCACCACCGCUCAUGAACUCGGACACGUGUUCAACAUGCCACACGACAACGUGAGGGCGUGUGAGGACGUGUUUGGGAAGCUUCAGGACAACCACAUGAUGUCCCCCACUCUCAUUCAGAUCAACCGCACCAGCCCAUGGUCCCUCUGCAGUGCGGCCAUCAUCACUGAAUUCCUGGACAGCGGGCAUGGGGAAUGUUUGCUCGACCAUCCUCAGAAACCGUUGUUCCUCCCUGACGUGAUGCCGGGAACGUCCUACGUCCUCGAGCGCCAGUGUGAGCUGGCGUUCGGAGAAGACUCCAAGCCCUGUCCCUUCAUGCAGCCGCCGUGUGGCCGUCUGUGGUGCACAGGAAAAUCCAACGGCCAUUUGGUGUGCAUGACUCGUCACUUCCCCUGGGCAGACGGCACACACUGUGGGGACAAUCAGGUCUGCAACCAAGGGGUCUGUUCCAACAAACAGGUCCCACGCGUGAAGGUGGACGGCCGCUGGGGGAGGUGGGGCCCGUUUGGUUCCUGCUCACGCACAUGCGGCGGCGGCGUCCAACUCUCUAAAAGAGAGUGUAGCAACCCAGUUCCGUCAAAUGGGGGUAAAUACUGCCAAGGGGUGAGGGUCAAAUACCGCUCCUGCAGUCCGAACCAGUGCACUGAAACAGGUAAGACUUAUCGCGAGGAGCAGUGUGCCAGCACUGGCCGCAGUUUUAACAGUAACCGCAUCGACCCCUCCGUGGUGUGGGUACCCAAGUACUCUGGAGUGUCCACCGAUGACAGAUGUAAACUCAUCUGCAGAGCUAACGGCACUGGCUACUUCUAUGUCCUGGCACCCAAGGUUGUGGAUGGGACUCCAUGCUCCCCCGACUCCACGGGAGUGUGUGUCCAGGGGAAGUGCAUCAAAGCCGGCUGUGACGGAAAAAUUGGCUCUACCAAGAAGUUUGAUAAGUGUGGAAUCUGCGGAGGAGAUAGCAAGGGCUGCAAAAAGGUGUCGGGACUCUUUACAAAGCCUGAGCACGGCUACAACUUCGUGGUCAUGUUACCACUGGGCGCAGCCAACAUAGACAUCCGUCAGCGAGGCUACAAGGGAAUGAGGAGUGACGACAACUAUUUGGCGGUUAAAAACAGCCAGGGCCACUACCUGCUCAAUGGGAACUACAUCGUGUCAGCUGGGGAGAGGGACAUCAUCAUAAAGAACAGUCUGCUGCGCUACAGCGGCACGGCCGGCCUCGCCGAGACCCUGCAGGCCGUCAAGCCCUUGGGAGAAUCCCUGACCGUGGAGGUCCUGUGUGCCGGCAAGAUGACGCCGCCUCGCAUCCGCUACUCCUUCUACCUCGCCCGUCAGGCCAAGGAGGAAAAAGUUAAGAAGGAGGAGCGCGUCAACUCCCAUAACAGUGUUCUGUCCGAGGACAGCGUCAAGGAGAACGGGGGCGACACCCUGAAGAAGUCUUACAGCAAGGAGGAGCCCUCUCUCGGGAAGUGGAUAUCCACAGGUUGGGAUCAGUGCUCAGUGAGCUGCGGCGUCGGCUUCCAGAGGAGGAUGGUGCAGUGUCUGAGUGCAGAUGAGAAGCCGUGGUUGGACUGUGAUCCUUCACAAAGACCCCCAGCCACCAGGGUUUGUGGAGAUCCCUGUCCGGAUUGGCACAUUGGGCAGUGGUCACCUUGCUCCAGAACCUGUGGGAAGGGCUUCAAGAGGCGACCGUUGCACUGCAAAAACGGGCAAAGUGGGCAUCUGCUGCCAAGGGACCACUGCGCUGGCUUACGCAAGCCACAGGAGCUGGACUUCUGUAACCGAAUGCCUUGCUAAUGACUAAAACGUGUAAACUAGAAAUGGUUGUUUUAAAAGGGGGCUGAAUCAAAUCCACCUGCCAGCAUCACACACCACACACACUGUCGGAUGCAGGAGAGAGUAAGUCGCAGGAUGAAGGAUGAAAUUAUUUGUUUUCCACUGCCAUCACUCUGAGUGCAAAGAACAUCGUCCAGGUCUUCUUCUUCUGCUGAAAGUCCAUGAUAGAAAAGUCAAAUUAAAUGUAGUGGAAUCCUAUUUGCAAGCAAUCUAAUCGAAUUUACCUGAUGAGUCUGAAAUUCAUUUUAUGUCAUGUUUUAAUUGUUCAGAUAUCAUACGUUUUAGUUGAGUCUUUCAAAUAGAUAAAUUAUUCCCCCUGGUUUUCCAAACAGUUACUCCAAUAUACGCAGAUUUACCUUCAUAACUUCUUCCAACUGGAGUAAUAUGUAAUGCUGGCACGAUUACCAUUAUGUGCAAUCUUCAAUCAGCUUUUUCUCAAAAUUAACUGAGAAAACAAACAGAUCACCUAAUUUCCCUUAAUGUUCUGCUUUUGCUGCCUUUAUGAAAAGCAUUACUCAUUGAAAACUGGGGAGCUGAUCAACCAGCUGCAACAUGGAAACAGUUUAAACUACAAACUAAAGUCACAUUGGUGGUUUUCAUAACAGAUCCAACAAAACAAAGCAGGACAGGAGACAAUGCGCAUUGAGGGAUUGCAUCAGGCUGCACUCAACAUAACGCUGCUUAUUGGAAACAAGGACUAAAACAUACGGCUUAUCUUGUCACAAUAAUGUAGCCAAACCUGCCGAACCCACACAGCCGCCUCCUCCGUGCAGCGUGUUUGACUUCUUCCUUCAUUGCCUUUAUCAUUUGACCACAGCAGUUGUCUUCUCAGUUCAUAGUGUUCAGCCAUAUCGAGUCACGCUUGUCUGGCACGGUUACCACUGUAAUUUAUUAUCAAUGAGCUGAUAAAGCGGAGAGUGAAAGAAAAACUGGCAAACCCUCCGUUUUGCUGUACAGAAUUUGUGUUUUCCUGGACCGCCUUGUUCGUGGCCCCAAAGCCGGAGCCGAGAUGUUCUUUCUACAGACAUGCUGAAAUCCUGUAAUCCAUUAUAUUCUUGUUUUGUUCCUUUACGGGGCCACAGUGUCCAGUCCAACCUCCAACUAAGGGAGGGAUCCUGCGUUAGUUGGAUUAUCAUUUUUAUUUUGUAUCAGCCUUUGCAUGUUGUACAGUAAAAGAAAACUAUGACCCAUGGGCUGCAUUGUAUACUAUGUAUAUAUUUAUUCAGCUCUGUGCAAAACAAAUGUAAAUACUUUUAAAAUACUUUUUUACACAGGCAUUUGUAAUUGUCUUUGACUUCAGUGUAUUUAUUCCUAAAUAAAGCCAUCCAUGUAUAGUUACAA
Molecule: messenger RNA, 5234 nt
Organism: Gasterosteus aculeatus aculeatus (three-spined stickleback)
Lineage: Eukaryota; Metazoa; Chordata; Actinopteri; Perciformes; Gasterosteidae
Product: A disintegrin and metalloproteinase with thrombospondin motifs 15
Biological process (GO): proteolysis; extracellular matrix organization
Molecular function (GO): metalloendopeptidase activity; zinc ion binding
Source: RefSeq, a predicted model, not a curated record